AUGUCGUCCACAAAAUCACCAGCCGACGAGCCCACCGCGCUCGGGUCAACACCCGCAGACGGCGACGCGACCCCGCCAGACUCAAGCCUCGAUACAGCCUACAAAGCCAAGGCCGACAGGCUGAACCGCGCCAUUCAAGACAUCGGCAUGGGCCGGUACCAGUGGCAGCUAUUCGUGGUGAUCGGAUUCGGCUGGGCCAGCGAUAACCUCUGGCCGAUCGUGACUUCGCUAAUCCUCCCACCGGUGGCAUACGAAUUCCACGCCUCAAAGCCACCCUUCCUCACGCUAGCGCAGAACAUCGGGCUCCUCAUCGGUGCCGUAUUCUGGGGUUUCGGGUGCGACGUGUUCGGGCGCAAAUGGGCGUUCAACCUGACCAUCGGCAUCACGGCGGUAUUUGGACUGAUCGCGGCCGGGUCACCGAAUUUCGGUGCUGCGUGUGCAUUCGCGGCGCUCUGGUCUGUCGGUGUUGGGGGCAAUUUGCCGGUUGAUUCGGCUAUUUUCUUGGAAUUUUUGCCCGGGUCGCAUCAGUGGCUUUUGACGGUUUUAUCGGUUGAUUGGGCGUUUGCGCAGUUGUUGGCUACUUUGGUUGCGUGGCCGCUGUUGGGUAACAUGACGUGCGGCUCGGAAGAGGGUUGUACGAGAUCGAAGAAUAUGGGGUGGCGGUACUUUUUGAUUGCUAUGGGUGGGCUGGCAAUGAUUAUGUUCGUCGUGCGCUUUGUGUUUUUCACUAUCUUCGAGUCGCCCAAGUAUCUGAUGGGCAAGGGGAGGAAUGCGCAGGCAGUGGAUGUUGUGCAUGAAGUAGCCCGCAGGAACGGUAAAACAUCGCCGUUGACUCAGAACGACCUUGAUGAUUUCGAUGAAGGCGAGUCGCAUGGUUUCACGGCGAGCAAUAUCGUCCGCCAACGUCUGGACAAGCUUCGCUUCCAGCAUAUCCGAGCACUAUUCGACACGCCCAAAAGAGCGUACUCAACCACUUUGAUCAUCCUCGUCUGGGCCUUUAUCGGCCUCGGCUUCCCACUAUACAACGCCUUCCUCCCAUACAUCCAACAGUCCCGAGGCAUCGAAUUCGGCGACGGAUCAACAUACAUCACAUACCGAAACUCCCUCAUCAUCGCAGCCAUGGGUAUCCCCGGCUGUCUUCUCGGCGGCUUUCUAGUCGAGCUCCCCCGUUUCGGACGCAAAGGCGCAUUAUCGAGCUCCACAGCAUUGACGGGUGUGUUCCUGCUUGCAUCAACAACGGCGAACACAUCGAAUGCCCUGCUAGGAUGGAACUGCGCCUAUAACUUCAUGAGCAGCCUCAUGUACGCCGUGCUGUACGCGUACACUCCAGAGAUCUUCCUGACGAAAGAUCGUGGCACGGGGAAUGCGUUGACGGCAAGUGCUAAUCGUAUCUUUGGCAUUAUGGCGCCGAUUGUGGCCAUGUAUGCGAAUUUGAACUCUGCUGCGCCGGUGUAUGUGAGUGGUGCUUUGUUCGUUGCUGCGGGUAUUCUGGUUGUUUUACUUCCUUAUGAAUCCCAGGGCAAGGCGAGUCUGUAA
Penicillium subrubescens is the source of this 1536-nucleotide messenger RNA. Its product is annotated as putative sugar transporter. The transcript has a single exon. Bases 1 to 1536 code for a protein of 511 amino acids. Gene Ontology annotation, cellular component: membrane. The record is from RefSeq and is a predicted model, not a curated record. Gene Ontology annotation, molecular function: transmembrane transporter activity. NCBI's taxonomy places the organism in Eukaryota, Fungi, Ascomycota, Eurotiomycetes, Eurotiales, Aspergillaceae. Gene Ontology annotation, biological process: transmembrane transport.